GCGCUUAGGUAGGAGAGAGUUCGAACGUGUGUUUGUGCAUCCAACGUAUCUUUCAAUAUCUUUGUCAUCUGACCGGGCAAGAUGGGGCGCCGUCCCGCUCGUUGUUACCGCUAUUGCAAAAACAAACCGUACCCCAAGUCACGUUUCUGCCGUGGUGUACCAGAUCCCAAGAUUCGUAUCUUUGAUUUAGGAAGAAAGAAGGCUGAUGUAAGGGAGUUUCCACUUUGUGUCCAUUUAGUGUCAGAUGAAUAUGAACAACUUUCAUCUGAAGCUCUUGAGGCCGGCCGUAUCUGUGCCAACAAGUACUUGGUAAAGAACUGUGGUAAAGAUCAGUUCCACAUCCGUGUCAGGCUUCAUCCCUUCCAUGUCAUCCGAAUCAAUAAAAUGUUGUCGUGUGCUGGUGCUGAUAGAUUGCAGACAGGUAUGCGAGGUGCCUUUGGUAAGCCCCAAGGCACUGUUGCACGUGUAAGAAUUGGUCAGCCCAUUAUGUCUGUAAGGACCCAUGAUCGUCAUAAGGCUCCUGUAGUCGAGGCACUGAGACGAGCAAAGUUCAAGUACCCCGGUCGUCAGAAGAUCUACAUCUCGAGGAAGUGGGGCUUCACUAAGUUCGAUCGUGAGGAUUAUGAGGAAAUGAUGGCCAUUGGCCGCAUUGUUCCUGAUGGUGUCAGUGUCCAGUAUCGCCCAGAGCAUGGACCUCUAGAUAAAUGGAAGAGAACUCAGUUAGAAUUGGCUGGGCUUGCUUAAGGCAAAUUCCAUUAAAGGUAAAGGAUGAAGUGAAAA
Molecule: messenger RNA, 780 nt
Organism: Macrobrachium nipponense
Lineage: Eukaryota; Metazoa; Arthropoda; Malacostraca; Decapoda; Palaemonidae
Gene: RpL10
Product: large ribosomal subunit protein uL16-like
Exons: 6
Coding region: 82-744 (220 amino acids)
Biological process (GO): translation; ribosomal large subunit assembly
Cellular component (GO): cytosolic large ribosomal subunit; ribosome
Molecular function (GO): structural constituent of ribosome
Source: RefSeq, a predicted model, not a curated record